Darwinula stevensoni is the source of this 1005-nucleotide messenger RNA. The record is from the annotation of a GenBank genome assembly. NCBI's taxonomy places the organism in Eukaryota, Metazoa, Arthropoda, Ostracoda, Podocopida, Darwinulidae.
AUGCACACAGGUCUUGGAGAGCCCAAGAUCGUGGUUUGCGGCGUGAUGGCGUUCACAGGGGGAAUCUGGAGGUUGGCGAUUCGUGCCACUGUGAUUUCUCCUCUCGUCAGCGAUCUCUUCCCCGCCUCCUCUGCCUGCAUUCAGAUCGCGGCUGGUGCCGUCGCCGUCCUCCUCGCCUACUUCAGAUGCCGUGGGGAAAUCAAGAAGGUCAAAUGCAUGCUAGUCACUUAUUCCAUCUUCCUAUUAUUGCUGUCCAUCGUAUUGUUCGUGAUCGGACCCUUGGGCUUCGCGUUUCGAGAGGAAGUUGAAGAAUCCAUCGAUAAGGCCAUGAGAAAAACCCUUUUUGAGUACGAUGACCGGAAAGAAAAUUCCGUCAGGCUUGCCUGGGAUCAUGCACAGGAGAAGGUAUGUGGCUUGGUGGUGUUGGCAGGGGGAAUCUGGAAAGCGGCGUCCCACGUGGUUUCUCCUCUCGUCAGCGAUCUCUUCCCCGCCUCCGCCUACAUUCAGAUCGCAGCCGGUGCCGUCGUCGUCCUCCUCGCCUUCUUAGGAUUCUGUGGGGAAAUCAAGAAGGUCAAAUGCAUGCUAGUCACUUAUUCCGUCCUUCUCUCUCUGCUGUUCAUCGUGUUGUUCCUGGUCGGAAUCUUGGGCUUCGCGUUCCGAGACGAGGUCGUGGAUUCCAUCGAUGUGGCUAUGAGAAAAGCCCUAAUUGAGUACGAUGACCGGAAACAAGAUUCCGUCAGGCUUGGCUGGGAUCAUGCACAGAAGAAGUUGAGGUGUUGUGGCAUCGAGAUGGCUGAAGAGUGGCAGGGCAAUCAUCAUCUUAAUGGCCGAUACCCAAAAAGCUGCUGUCGUUUCGCCCCGGAAGGAGAUAUGUUGCUUUGUGAAUACAACGUGGCCUACACGUGGAGUGAGGGAUGUCGGACCAAAUUGGAGACUUACAUUCGGAAUCACGGCGCUAUUCUAACAGGCAUCGGGAUCUGGAGUGUUCUCCUUACAGUUCGUUAA